Messenger RNA from Orbilia oligospora ATCC 24927, 1047 nucleotides. RefSeq lists its product as uncharacterized. Gene Ontology annotation, cellular component: membrane. Bases 1 to 1047 code for a protein of 348 amino acids. The record is from RefSeq and is a predicted model, not a curated record. Lineage: Eukaryota; Fungi; Ascomycota; Orbiliomycetes; Orbiliales; Orbiliaceae. The transcript is spliced from 4 exons.
AUGGCUGCCCUUCCUUCAUUUUCGAAUAUUCUUGAAAUACCACAUUCUUCGCCUAGUAUCCUUCAACUCCUCCAACAUGCAGUCAAUGACGUCCAACUGGUUGCCGCUGGCGAGCUAGAUAUCUUUUCAUUUUAUAAGCAGACAGACCCCCUUGCAACUACUGUACUGUUUUCUUUAGUUCUAUCAACUUUUGUCUUUAUCCUUUCAGAAAUCACUAGGAACUUCAGUCAAGUUGACCGUCUAUGGAGUAUCCUUCCUGCUGCCUACAUUGUUCACUACUCGGUCUGGGCCAACAUCAACAACUUGCGAACUGACCGCAUUGACACGGCUGCUGUAGUCGCGGUAAUCUGGAGCAUCCGUCUCACUUACAAUUACUGGAGAAAAGGCGGAUACCAGUGGUCAUCCGAAGACUACAGAUGGGAAAUCGUUCGCAAAGCAAUUGGCGGACCCGCCUUCUUUCUUUUGAAUCUCACAUUUAUUAGCUUCGGGCAAAACAUCCUGCUCGUUGCUAUCACGACACCAGUUUAUCUAUUCUUGAUUCUUACUAAGAACUUCCCGCAAACCGAUGUGAAUACUACGGCGGAUGUUGUGUUUUCUCGGCUUAUGGCUUUGGCUGUUAUCCUUGAAUUCUUUGCGGACCAGCAACAGUGGGCUUAUCAUCAAAAUAAGGAGAAGUUCAAGAAAACUGGAGCUGUCCCGCUUGGGUGGGAUAAGAAAGAACUUGAACGUGGGUUCUUGUAUAGUGGACUUUGGGCCUUUUCUAGACAUCCAAACUUUGUGGGUGAACAGUUGUUCUGGGCUCUUUUGUACCAGUGGUCUGCAUUUAUCACUGAUAGCGUCUAUAACUGGACUGGAGUUGGCGCACUUGGUUACUUGCUCCUAUUCCAGGGUUCAACAUGGUUGACGGAAGUUAUCACAUCUAGCAAGUACAAGGACUAUAAAGUCUACCAGAAGCACGUCAGUAUGUUCCUACCUAGGGUUUCAGCAGUCAAGGAAGGUGGCUUUUACUUCCCAGAAGAAGAGGCGGAGGAGAAUAAGAAUAAAUAA